AUUUCUCCCUCUUCUUCAGGUACCCAUCCAGUCAUCCCUCACUCUCAAUAAAAGGUGCCCAAAAAAGAAAAUUACACUCCAUAAACAUUCACAUUUGUGUUUGUCACAAAAUGUCAAUGGCUCUUUCAAGUUCUACCACUACCAACUCUCUUCUCCCCAACAAAUCUUUGGUUCAAAAUCAACCCCUUUUAUCUUCUCCUCUAAAGAAUGCAUCUUUCCCCAACAACUCAACCAAAGCCGUUAGAUUUGUUCAGCCCAUCUCAGCCGUUCAUUCCUCUGAUUCUUCCAAAAACCCCAUUGUUUCCGACAAGCCCUCCAAGUCUUCUCCACCGGCGGCCACCGCCACGUCGGCUCCGGCUGUGACGAAAACUGAAUGGGCGGUGGAUAGCUGGAAAACCAAGAAGGCCCUUCAGCUACCUGAAUACCCAAAUCAAGAGGAGCUUAGAUCUGUUCUCAAGACGAUCGAUGAGUUCCCUCCCAUCGUGUUUGCUGGUGAGGCUAGGAGCCUUGAAGAACGCAUUGGUGAGGCUGCUAUGGGAAGGGCGUUUUUGCUACAAGGAGGAGAUUGUGCCGAGAGUUUCAAGGAAUUCAAUGCCAAUAAUAUUAGGGAUACUUUCAGAAUCCUUCUUCAAAUGGGUGCUGUUCUCAUGUUUGGCGGUCAGAUGCCUGUCAUCAAGGUUGGAAGAAUGGCUGGGCAAUUUGCAAAGCCGAGAUCAGAUUCGUUUGAGGAGAAGGAUGGUGUAAAGCUGCCAAGUUACAGGGGAGACAACGUGAAUGGAGAUGCAUUUGAUGUCAAAUCCAGGACUCCUGACCCUCAGAGGCUGAUCAGGGCUUAUUGCCAAUCUGCAGCUACUUUGAAUCUAUUGAGGGCUUUCGCUACUGGAGGAUAUGCUGCCAUGCAGAGGGUCACACAGUGGAACUUGGAUUUCACAGAACAUAGUGAGCAGGGUGAUAGGUACCGUGAACUAGCUAAUAGAGUGGAUGAGGCCCUUGGUUUCAUGUCAGCAGCUGGACUUACAAUGGACCACCCUAUUAUGAAGACCACCGAGUUCUGGACAUCUCAUGAGUGCUUACUUUUGCCCUAUGAGCAGUCACUAACACGGUUGGAUUCAACUUCUGGCCUUUACUAUGAUUGCUCUGCCCAUAUGCUUUGGGUUGGAGAGAGAACCAGGCAGUUGGAUGGAGCCCAUGUUGAGUUCUUGAGAGGCAUUGCCAACCCUCUUGGUAUUAAGGUGAGUGACAAGAUGGACCCAAAUGCGUUGGUCAAGCUCAUUGAGAUUUUGAACCCUCAAAACAAAGCUGGGAGGAUUACAAUAAUUACCAGAAUGGGAGCAGAAAACAUGAGGGUUAAGCUUCCUCAUCUUAUCAGGGCAGUCCGAAGAGCAGGACAAAUUGUCACUUGGGUAUCUGAUCCUAUGCACGGAAAUACCAUCAAAGCUCCUUGCGGCCUAAAAACUCGACCUUUUGAUUCCAUCAGGGCUGAAGUAAGAGCAUUCUUUGAUGUUCAUGAGCAAGAAGGAAGCCACCCAGGAGGAGUUCACCUGGAGAUGACAGGCCAAAACGUCACAGAAUGCAUUGGUGGAUCAAGAACUGUGACCUUUGAUGAUCUGAGCUCACGUUACCACACCCACUGUGAUCCCAGGCUCAACGCAUCUCAAUCCCUUGAGCUCUCAUUCAUUAUCGCAGAACGUUUGAGGAAAAGGAGGCUCGGAUCACAAAGCCUGUUAGGUCAAUAGAUAUUUGGACAUGUUCAAAUGCUACCUUUUUUUAAAUUUACUUCUUUACUUAUAUUAUGAAUGGUUGUAUGAAAAAAUAUAUUUUCUUAAAUCCAAUUUGGAGGAUGUGUUAUGUUUGCCGUACGUGCAUACUGAAAUUGUUUUAAUGUAACGAGUUUGGUGAGACUAAGCAAUAAAGCAAGGGAGUUACUCUA
Solanum dulcamara is the source of this 1930-nucleotide messenger RNA. RefSeq names its product phospho-2-dehydro-3-deoxyheptonate aldolase 1, chloroplastic. The record is from RefSeq and is a predicted model, not a curated record. NCBI's taxonomy places the organism in Eukaryota, Viridiplantae, Streptophyta, Magnoliopsida, Solanales, Solanaceae. Gene Ontology annotation, biological process: aromatic amino acid biosynthetic process. Gene Ontology annotation, molecular function: 3-deoxy-7-phosphoheptulonate synthase activity. The coding region runs from base 111 to 1736 and encodes 541 amino acids. The transcript has 5 exons.